Messenger RNA from Salvia hispanica, 651 nucleotides. The record is from RefSeq and is a predicted model, not a curated record. Lineage: Eukaryota; Viridiplantae; Streptophyta; Magnoliopsida; Lamiales; Lamiaceae.
AUGGGCGGUACGCCGCCAAAUAAGGCGGUGGGUGGGUCAAUGCAGCACAGGAGCCCGAGGACGCCUAGGGAAUCUGUCUAUCGCCCAUAUAUAGAUUUGUUGGCCGACGAUUCACCUAGUACUGUUCCGGAGACUCAGUACGCCGGCAUCGAGACUUUCUCUUUUGAGGAGCUAGGAGCGGAGUUGGGGCUAUCGCCGAUCCAUGAGACUCCCGAUGAGGCGGAGCUUGCUGCAAGGGGCAGGAGCAAAGAUAAGGGCAAGACCAGAGGCGGAGGUAGGGGCAAGGGCAAAGUCUCGGGCUCUUCCUCGAACACGGGGGCAGAGGAAGAAGGUGAGGAUGAGGCGGAGGAGAGGAGGACGAUCUGGACCGUGUGGGAAAAUGUCGCGCUUGCGAAGGCCUGGGUCGAUGUAGUAGAGGAUCCAUAUGUCGGGCCGAACCAGUAUGUUGACCGAUUGUGGCUUCGCAUUAGUGAGGCCUACCGCAUAUGCAAACCGUCUGGGGCGAAGCCUCGCACUUCCGAGCAAUGCCGGAAACAGUGGCUUCGGUUGAGGCCUAAGCUCGGUCGUUUUGCCGCCCUCUACCAAAACAACAUACGCAUGGCAACCAGCGGCAUGUCUGAGGAUGAUGUGAAGAGACGAGCCUUGGCCUAG